Molecule: messenger RNA, 833 nt
Organism: Eutrema salsugineum
Lineage: Eukaryota; Viridiplantae; Streptophyta; Magnoliopsida; Brassicales; Brassicaceae
Exons: 1
Coding region: 184-534 (116 amino acids)
Source: RefSeq, a predicted model, not a curated record
CUCCAACUUCCAUCAAAUUGAUCCACACAGAAGAAAAAAGAGAAGAAGAAAGAUUUUUUUUUCUUGGGCAUUUCCCAAGUUUUCUUUUUUCUUCUAUUAACUUUUUUUGUGGGGCAUUUCCCAAAAAGAAACAAGAAACUAUUAUUCCUUUUUGCUUCUAAAUUUGCUUUAAAUUUUUUAAAAAUGGGAAACUGUUUGAUGGGAGGAAACAACAAUGAAAGAGUGGUUCAAGAAGAAGAAGACGUGAAGAAAGAUUACAACACAAAGGAUCGCAAAGUGAAGAUUGUUCUGAGAAGAGAUGAGUUAGAGAAACUCAUUCUUUUCCAGUUAAACGCCGGCGGCGACGUUAGCGGCAAAGGAGAAACAACUUUGGCUUCUUUCGGCGAUUUUCUCAGGGAGUUAGAGGCGGAGAGAUCUGCCGGAGAAGCGGCUGCGAAGGCGGCGGAGGAAGAUGAGGAGUCUCGCCGGAGAUGUCGAAAGUGGAGGCCAUCGUUGGACAGAAUCACUGAAUGGCCUGAAGAAACACUUUCGUAAUCACUUUUUCAAUCCUUUUAUUUAAGUGAUUAAGGUUUUAAUUUUUUUCUUAUUAAAGAUCGGAUUUUCUGUGGGGGAGUUUGCGUUUGCCUGUUUUUUUCUUCCCUUUUUCCCGAUGGAUUUUUUUUUCACCUGAGAAAUGUUUUAUCUCAGAGUGAGAGAUCUUCGGUGUUUGAAAUGGGCAAAUGCUUAUUUACUCCAGAGAAAAUCCCAAAAAAAAAGAAAUUAUGUAUUUUCUUUUCGUCUCUCAUGUAAGGCUCAUCAAUGUGUCAACAUAAAUAAAUUAGAAGUUUAUAGUA